Messenger RNA from Tupaia belangeri chinensis (Chinese tree shrew), 5837 nucleotides. RefSeq names its product ATP binding cassette subfamily C member 5 (gene ABCC5). Gene Ontology annotation, cellular component: membrane. Gene Ontology annotation, molecular function: ATP binding; ABC-type transporter activity; ATP hydrolysis activity. NCBI's taxonomy places the organism in Eukaryota, Metazoa, Chordata, Mammalia, Scandentia, Tupaiidae. Gene Ontology annotation, biological process: transmembrane transport. The record is from RefSeq and is a predicted model, not a curated record.
CGCAGAGGAGCCCGUGUGCUGAAGGUUGGGGGGCGGCCUGGGGCACCCCUGCGCGCCGCAGACUGGACACGAGCUAGCUAGCUGCAGCGACCUUCGAAGGCAGUUAUCCUUUUACCCGUUUUGUGCAAAGGGGUAGAUGGAGAAACUCUGAAGUGAAACCAAGUCUGUGAGCCCUGGCACCCCCGCCCAGAGAAGAUGAAGGACAUCGACAUAGGGAAAGAGUACAUCAUCCCCAGUCCUGGCUACAGAAGCGUGAGGGAGAGAGCCGGGCCCCCCGGGCCGCACGGAGACCGCGAGGGAUCCAAGUUCAGGAGAUCGCGACCGGUGGAAUGCCAAGAUGCCUUGGAAACAGCAGCCCGAGCCGAGGGCCUUCCCCUGGAUGUCUCCAUGCAUUCUCAGCUCAGAAUCCUGGAUGAGGAACACCCCAAGGGGAAGUACCAUCAGGGCCUGAGCGCUCUGAAGCCCAUCCGGACCACUUCCAAACACCAGCACCCAGUGGACAACGCUGGACUCUUCUCCUACAUGACCUUCUCGUGGCUGUCUCCUCUGGCCCGUGUGGCCCACAAGAAGGGGGAGCUCUUGAUGGAGGACGUGUGGUCUUUGUCCAAGUACGAGUCUUCUGAUGUGAACUGCAGAAGACUAGAGAGGCUGUGGCAAGAGGAGCUGAACGGAGCCGGGCCCGACGCCGCUUCCCUGCGAAGGGUCGUGUGGACCUUCUGCCGCACCAGGCUCGUCCUGUCCAUCGUGUGCCUGUUGAUCACGCAGCUGGCUGGCUUCAGUGGACCAGCCUUCAUGGUGAAGCACCUCUUGGAGUACACGCAGGCAACAGAGUCCAACCUGCAGUACAGCUUGCUGUUAGUCCUGGGCCUCCUCCUGACAGAAAUCGUGCGGUCUUGGUCGCUCGCUCUGACUUGGGCUUUGAAUUAUCGAACUGGUGUCCGCUUGAGAGGGGCCAUCUUGACCAUGGCGUUUAAGAAGAUCCUUAAGUUAAAGAACAUUAAAGAGAAGUCGCUGGGCGAGCUCAUCAACAUCUGCUCCAACGAUGGGCACAGGAUGUUUGAGGCCGCCGCCGUGGGCAGCUUGUUGGCCGGAGGCCCCGUUGUGGCCAUCCUAGGCAUGGUUUACAGUGUAAUUAUUCUGGGACCGACUGGCCUCCUGGGAUCAGCUGUUUUUAUCCUCUUUUAUCCAGCCAUGAUGUUCGCAUCACGGCUCACUGCAUAUUUCAGGAGGAGAUGUGUGGCCGCCACAGAUGACCGUGUCCAGAAGAUGAAUGAAGUUCUCACCUACAUUAAGUUUAUCAAAAUGUAUGCCUGGGUCAAAGCGUUUUCUCAGAGCGUUCAAAAAAUCAGAGAGGAGGAGCGCCGGAUUCUGGAGAAAGCCGGCUACUUCCAGAGCAUCACUGUGGGCGUGGCUCCCAUCGUGGUGGUGAUCGCGAGCGUGGUGACGUUCUCUGUCCACAUGACGCUGGGCUUCGACCUGACAGCAGCACAGGCUUUCACAGUAGUGACUGUCUUCAAUUCCAUGACCUUUGCUUUGAAAGUAACACCGUUCUCAGUCAAGUCCCUCUCAGAAGCCUCUGUCGCAGUUGACAGAUUUAAGAGUUUGUUUCUAAUGGAAGAGGUUCACAUGAUAAAGAACAAACCAGCCAGUCCUCACAUCAAGAUAGAGAUGAAAAAUGCCACCUUGGCAUGGGACUCCUCCCACUCCAGUGUCCAGAACUCGCCCAAGCUGACCCCCAAAAUGAAAAAAGACAAGAGGGCUGCCAGGGGCAAGAAGGAGAAGGUGCGGCAGGGGCCAGAAGGGGAAGUGCGCCAGCCGCAGCGCACCGAGCACCAGGCGGUGCUGGCGGAGCAGAAGGGCCACCUCCUCCUGGACAGCGACGAGCGGCCCAGUCCUGAAGAGGACGAAGGCAGACACAUCCACCUGGGGACCCUUCGCCUGCAGAGGACGCUGUACAACAUCGACCUGGACAUCGAGGAGGGUAAGCUGGUCGGAAUCUGCGGCAGCGUGGGAAGUGGAAAAACGUCUCUCAUCUCAGCCAUCUUAGGCCAGAUGACACUUCUAGAGGGCAGUAUUGCAAUCAGUGGAACCUUCGCUUACGUGGCCCAGCAGGCCUGGAUCCUCAACGCCACUCUGAGAGACAACAUCCUCUUUGGGAAGGAGUAUGAUGAAGAAAGAUACAACUCUGUGCUGAACAGCUGCUGCCUGAGGCCUGACCUGGCCAUUCUUCCCAACAGUGACCUGACCGAGAUCGGCGAGCGCGGAGCCAACCUGAGCGGGGGACAGCGCCAGAGGGUCAGCCUCGCCCGGGCCUUGUACAGCGACAGGAGCAUCUACAUCCUGGACGACCCCCUCAGUGCCUUAGAUGCCCACGUGGGCAACCACAUCUUCAACAGUGCUAUCCGGAAGCACCUCAAGUCCAAGACGGUCCUGUUUGUCACCCACCAGUUACAGUACCUGGUUGACUGUGACGAGGUCAUCUUCAUGAAAGAGGGCUGCAUUACGGAAAGAGGUACCCAUGAGGAGCUGAUGAAUUUAAAUGGUGAUUAUGCCACCAUUUUUAAUAACCUGUUGCUGGGAGAGACGCCCCCAGUGGAGAUUAAUUCAAAAAAGGAAACCAGUGGUUCACAGAAGAAAUCACAAGACAAGGGUCCUAAAACGGGGUCCGUAAAGAAGGAGAAAGCAGUGAAGCCAGAAGAAGGGCAGCUAGUGCAGCUGGAGGAGAAGGGGCAGGGCUCCGUGCCCUGGUCGGUGUACGGGGUCUACAUCCAGGCUGCUGGGGGCCCCUUGGCGUUCCUGGUCAUCAUGGCCCUCUUCAUGCUGAACGUGGGCAGCACUGCCUUCAGCACCUGGUGGCUGAGUUACUGGAUCAAGCAAGGAAGUGGGAAUACCACGGUGACUCGAGGGAACCGGACCUCUGUGAGCGACAGCAUGAAGGACAACCCCCUCAUGCAGUACUAUGCCAGCGUCUACGCCCUCUCCAUGGCCGUCAUGCUGAUCCUGAAAGCCAUCCGCGGAGUCGCCUUUGUCAAGGGCACGCUGCGGGCCUCUUCUCGGCUCCACGACGAGCUUUUCCGAAGGAUUCUGCGGAGCCCUAUGAAGUUUUUUGACACUACCCCCACAGGGAGGAUUCUCAACCGGUUUUCCAAAGACAUGGAUGAAGUCGAUGUGCGCCUGCCCUUCCAGGCUGAGAUGUUCAUCCAGAACGUCAUCCUGGUGUUCUUCUGUGUCGGAAUGAUCGCGGGAGUCUUCCCGUGGUUCCUCGUGGCAGUGGGGCCCCUCGUCAUCCUCUUCUCAGUCCUGCACAUCGUCUCCAGGGUCCUGAUCCGAGAGCUGAAGCGUCUGGACAAUGUCACGCAGUCACCCUUCCUCUCCCACAUCACGUCCAGCAUCCAGGGCCUCGCCACCAUCCACGCCUACAGUAAAGGGCAGGAGUUUCUGCACAGGUACCAGGAGCUGUUGGAUGACAACCAGGCUCCUUUCUUCCUGUUCACAUGUGCGAUGCGGUGGCUGGCGGUGAGGCUGGACCUCAUCAGCAUUGCCCUGAUCACCACCACGGGGCUGAUGAUCGUUCUCAUGCACGGGCAGAUCCCCCCGGCCUACGCAGGUCUUGCCAUCGCUUACGCGGUCCAGUUAACGGGACUGUUCCAGUUCACCGUCCGAUUGGCGUCCGAGACAGAAGCCCGGUUCACAUCGGUGGAGAGGAUCAAUCACUACAUUAAGACUCUCUCCUUGGAAGCUCCUGCCAGAAUUAAGAACAAGGCCCCUUCCCCUGACUGGCCCCAGGAAGGAGAGGUGACCUUCGAGAAUGCGGAGAUGAGGUACCGGGAAAACCUCCCUCUGGUCCUGAAGAAAGUGUCUUUCACCAUCAAGCCCAAGGAGAAGAUUGGCAUCGUGGGACGGACAGGAUCAGGGAAGUCCUCUCUGGGGAUGGCCCUCUUCCGUCUGGUGGAGCUGUCGGGAGGCUGCAUCAAGAUCGACGGCGUGCGGAUCAGCGACAUCGGCCUGGCCGAUCUCCGGAGCAAACUCUCCAUCAUCCCUCAAGAGCCAGUGCUGUUCAGCGGCACUGUCAGGUCAAAUUUGGAUCCCUUCAACCAGUACACUGAAGACCAGAUCUGGGACGCCCUAGAAAGAACGCACAUGAAAGAAUGUAUCGCUCAACUCCCUCUGGAACUCGAAUCCGAAGUGAUGGAGAAUGGGGAGAACUUCUCAGUUGGGGAGCGGCAGCUCUUGUGCAUAGCAAGGGCCUUGCUCCGCCACUGCAAGAUUCUGAUUUUAGAUGAAGCCACGGCUGCCAUGGACACAGAGACAGACCUGCUGAUCCAGGAGACCAUCCGAGAGGCGUUCGCAGACUGCACCAUGCUCACGAUUGCCCACCGCCUGCACACGGUGCUAGGCUCUGACCGUAUCAUGGUGCUGGCCCAAGGACAGGUGGUGGAGUUUGACACCCCAUCGGUCCUCCUGUCCAAUGACAGCUCCCGGUUCUAUGCCAUGUUUGCUGCUGCGGAGAACAAGGUUGCUGUCAAGGGCUGACCCCUGCCUGCUGGCGGAGUCUUUCUUCUGGAGCAUUGCCAUUCCCUGCCUGGGGCGGGCCCCUCGUCUGUCCUGCCGGAACCUCGCCUCUCCCGGUUUUAUCUCCGCACAGCAGUUCAGGAUUGGCUUGUGUGUUUCACUUUUAGGGAGAAGCCUAUUUUGAUUAUUGUAUUUAUUCCAUAUUCAUGUAAACAAAAUCUAGUUUUUGUUCUUAAUUGCACUCUAAAAGGUUCAGGGAGCCGUUAUUAUAAAUGUAUCAGAGGCCUAUAAUGAAGCUUUAUACGUGUAGCUAUAUCUAUAUACUCCUGUACAUAGCCUAUAUUUACAGUGGAAAUGUAAGCCGUUUAUUUUAUAUUAAAACGAGCACUGUGCUAAUAGCAGUGCACACCCCUUUCUAUCGUUUUGUACCGUGUGCUGUCCUCGAGGUCUGGCUUCGCUGUGAGGGUGUGGACGGGCACCACUCACUCCCCAGCUGGCCAGUCCUCGGUGCCGGGUGUCCUGGGUGUCCAGAGCAGGACGUGGCACAGCGGGCCCUCCGGCGGCCCCUCUGCUGCCCCCACAGCGCUCCCGGGGUGGCCGGGGGGCAGCAGAGCGCCGUGAACUCUCAGGGCUCCCGCUUUCUGUCCUGUUGUCACUUACUGUUGCCGUCAGGGGAGCGCCCGUGGGCCGAGCCUCAGCCCUUCCACUCCGUCCAGCAGGGAUGAGCCAGGCGUUCCUCCGAGACGGGGAAGGGGGUGCGCGCCUGCCCUCCUCCCUUUGCUGUUCCUGAACAGGAAUCAGUCCCUCCACCGGGCCCCACUGCCUCAGGUUCCUCCCGCUGGUCCCCGCACAGCGCGCUCGGGCUCCCAGGCCUGUCGGUCCGAGACUGGAGCCCACUGCUGCUGCUUCCGGGGGUACUUUUUCAUUUGCCUGUCCCCACGCCUCCACAGUCCGUGACAGGGUUCAGGGUGUCGUGAGUCUGUUCUCCUCACCGCAGUUGUCACACAGUCUCUUUCUCUCCAAAGUCUGCGACUUCAAGCAGCUCUUGCUAAUCAGUGUCUCACACUGGCGUAGAAGUUUUUUGUACUGUAAAGAGACCUACCUCAGGUUGCUGAUGGCCGUGUGGUUCGGUGUGUUCCCGCAAACCCGCUUCGUGCUGUGGGGCCAGUAGCUCAGGUGGGCGUGGUCGCUGCUGUCAUCAGUGGAAUGGUCAGCGUUGCAUGUCGUGACCAACUAGACAUUCUGUCGCCUUAGCAUGUUUGCAGAACACCUUGUGGAAGCAAAAAUCUGAAAAAGUGAAUAAAAUUAUUUUGGAUUUUGUAAAA